AUGGCUACUACAACGACUGCAGUACCACCUUCCAUUCUUAAACCAUCAGCUAGUUCACUAGGUUCUUCCAAAUGGUCAAAUGAUCCUUCUGCUAUUGACAAAUAUAAUUGGUUAUUACAUGUUAUGUAUGGUCGUGGUGAAUAUGAUCGUAUUCAACAAUUUAUUCGUAUUCAACAUCAGAAAAAUGCUUAUAUGACUUAUAUUCAAGCACUUGUCCAUCGACAAGAAGGACGUAUUGUUGAAGCACUUGAUCUAUUUCAAACAUGUGUUGUUGAAAAUCCAUCUUUAAUUAAUAUAAAACAAGUUGCAAAAUCUUUAGCAUUACUUGGUCGUUAUCGUGUUGCUAUUGAUGCAUAUAAAGAAGCUUUAACAAGAGCAAAUAAUGAUUGGGAAAUAUUUCAUAAUUUAGGUUUAUGUUAUACGCAAUUACGUGAAUUUACAGAAGCAAAACAAUAUUUAUUACAAGCAUUACAAGUUUCAGAAAUUCAAGAAGCAUCUUAUUUAGCAUUGGGAAAAAUUUAUAUGUUAGAAGGUGAACGAGGUGAAGCUGAAGCCAUAUUUGAACGAGGUGCUAGACGUAAUCCAGAAUCACCAACACUUUUUACUCAACUUGGUCUUUUAGCUUUUGAAAGAGCUCAUUAUACAAAAGCAUUUGAAUGUUUUGGUACGGCAUUAACAUUUUGUCCAACACAUACACCUGCUAUAAUGGCAGCAUGUCAAGUUAUACAAAAACAUGGUGAUGCUGAUGUUGCUUUAUCAAAAUAUCGUAUUGUCUAUGGACGAAAACCUGAAUGUGCACAAGUAUGGAAUAAUAUUGGCAUGUGUUUUUUUUCGAAAAAAAAAUUUGUUGCUGCUGUUAGUUGUUUAAAACGUGCCAAUUAUUUAGCACCAUUUGAAUUAUAUAUAUUAUAUAAUUUGGCACUUGUACAUUUAUAUUUACAACAAAAUGCAUCAGCAGCAAUUUUUCUUCAAUCAGCAAUUCGAAUUAAUCGAAAACAUGCACCAAGUUAUGCAUUAUUAGGUGUGGCAUUAUCAAAACUUGAUGAACCAGAAAAUGCUUUACGUGCUUAUACAUAUUCUCUUAAACUUGAUCCAACAGAUCCAAUGGCUUUACUUAAUUAUGCUAUUUUUCAAAGUAAUACAGGUGUACCUAAAUCAAAAGUUGAUACUACUCUUCAACAAUUUUAUAAGAAUUAUACGGAACGAGCUACUUCAAUUAAUCAGCGUGAACUUGAUGAAUCCAUGUUAGAUAUUGCUAAAAGACUAGUUGCUCCAACUUCAGGAGUUCAACCACAAUCAACAUAUUCAUCACAACCACCACCACCACCACCACCUGUUCAAUAUGAACAAGAUGAUGUACCAGCAUCAUCAACAUCACUUUUUUCACCACGAAAACCACAUGAAGUAAAAUCAAAUGAUGAAGAUGCACCUGAAAAACCUGUCCAAGAGGUACCUUUAAUUAAAACAAAGAUUUUUGAUGAUGGACGUCAUAGACAGAGACGAACAAAACAAUUAUCUACUGCAUCAACGAAUGUUCAACCUGUGCAAAACGAAGAACAAGAUGAAUCUACAGUUUUCUAA
Molecule: messenger RNA, 1581 nt
Organism: Rotaria sp. Silwood1
Lineage: Eukaryota; Metazoa; Rotifera; Eurotatoria; Philodinida; Philodinidae
Source: the annotation of a GenBank genome assembly